GCCAGAACGAGAGCAGCCGAAACGUGCGUGGGCACCCGGCUGGCGAAACAUCCUCAUAUCCCACGCACUCAUGCAGCUCUCCGCUCCGAGAGCUCCCAGCCAGCAGGACAUCCUCAUUUCAGACGCAUCCAUGGAACAUUCAGCUCCGUGCGCUCCCGGUAGCAGCGAGAUCAGCCCACCACGGUUGAGAUGGCGCUGGAUCCGCCACAUCACAGUCGCGGAGCAGCACUCUGAUACGGCUUCACCGCACCGGAUCCUUCGGAGCUGAACGAAGAAGCUGCCAUGUUUCCCCCGUUUCUUUUUCCACGGUCUCCGGGGCAGCAGUAAACCAAAAGGCAACGCAAGCCCGAAGGCUUGGUUAACAUCACUCUCCAGCGGUGGUGGGAAAGCAUGGGGCAACAAAGGCCCUAACGUUAGGUUAGCGUCAGUCUCCAGCGGCGGCGGAAAAGGGUGUCCCGCAUUAGAGUACUAGAGGUUGUCCAUUCUGUACUGGAUCGAGAGCAGGAAGUCCCGAUCAUACGCCAGCAGAAAAUCACCGCUAUAUAUCGAACAAACCAUAAAAUAGAAUAGAAAAACAAAAAAGGUCGGGAGCCGAGCAGAAACGCAGCCGACCAAGGGCGCCAUCUUGCUCCUCUUGCUUUGACUACGGCAGCACGCCAUCUUAAUUUUCGUGGACUUGUUUCUCAUUUUAACGUCUACUACAGGUCGUCUUCAGUUACUAAGGUAAUAAAAUAAUCCAACUUGGUUUAUUUAUCGACAGCAUUGUGUUGCAGGCAGGGAAUGUGCAAAUUAUAAAUUUACGUUAGCUUUAGCUCAUUUCUAGCAUUAGCGUUAGCUACAUUCGGCUGAAAAGAGCCUUGCAAAACCAGCAGUGCGCGUUUUAAGACGUGUUUUGGAGACGGGUGUAUUAAUGGAAACCGUCUAAUUAGUAUAGCUAUAUUUGAAUGCUUUGUCUAAAUGCGGCCUGGGUUUUCCCGCCUUGUUUGACAUACAGCUGAAGCUUUAAGUUAGCUAGCCUUGCAGCUGUGUCAUAUUGACUAUGUAUUUUUGCAGCAUAUGUGGAGAAUCGGUUCAGUCCGUGAAAGCUUAUGUUUUGCAUUGCAGACUGCAUCGUAAUGAACCCCGGUGUAUUUUUAAAUGUGUUGAAGUAAGUUGUAAGCAGGUGUUUUCUGGAUAUGCUGCUUUAAAGUCUCACUUCUACCGCCACCACACUGGUACCGCAACUGUUUCUCAGAAUGGUACCUUAAUGGGUUUGAAUUGCACUGUCUCACUUUGUGAACGCCAAUGUGAGGGAACUAAAGCUUUGAUUGCUCACUUAAAGGAACACAUAGAAGAGGGACGGCAUGUAACUUGUCCAGUGAGAGGAUGCCAAAGUGUGUUCUCUGUAAAAUCUACAUUUACCUCCCAUAUGUCUAGAAAACACAAACGUUUGGAAAAUGUGAUUUGUGGUUUAAGCAAAGAUAUUCAGUCAGAGAGUCGCAAAGAUAUUCAGUCAGAGAGUCUAUCUACAAGUGCCACCAUACAGGAAGGUGCCAGUGUAUCAGAUACAGAAGACCCUGGUAUGGAUGGGUCUAAUUUCAGUGACCUGUAUCUCAGAAAUGUAUGUGUGUUUUACAUAAAACUACAGGGACAGCAUCUUCUACCAGCAUCUACCAUUCAAACCAUUGUUGAAGAAAUACAAAAUAUACAUGAAUUGGGACAGAUGUAUACAUUGAAUAGACUAAGCUCACUUCUAAAAGAUAUGUCAGUUUCAGAUGAAGACAUUAUAAAAAUCUGUGACACAGUAAAACAAUCUGACUUGUUCUCAGCUUGUCACACAGGGCCCAUGAGAACUGCUUAUUCAAGAGUUCAGUGCUUUAAAGAUGUGUUCAAGUAUGUUGAACCCAGAAAAGUGUUUUUGGGCAGGGACGAGAACAGGAUGGAGAGAUUUGCCUAUUAUGUUCCUCUGCUAAAUACUUUGAAGAGUAUGCUGGAAUCAAGUUUUUGGCAAGGUCUCAUAUCAGUGGAUCCUAAUAAUGUUUCAAGACCAGAUGUUCUCAGGGACUGUUGUGAUGGAAACGUGUUUGUGUCAAACAAAUUUUUUCAGGAAAAUCCGCAUUGCCUCAAGCUGGUUCUGUACCAGGAUGCAUUUGAAGUAGUUAACCCACUUGGUUCUGCAAAAAAGAAGCACAAGGUUUUGGCUGUGCACUUAUCUAUACUCAACACACACCCCCCACCCCCAUGCCCGGUCAAAUGCUGAUCAUAUGCAGCUAGUCUUCUGUGUAGGGAGAAGGAUUUCAAGGAAUUUGGCCAUGACAGUGUUUUUUCAGAACUCCUGAAUGAUUUGAAGGUACUAGAGGAGAAUGGGAUAACAAUGGCAGACAAACCUGUUGUGAAAGGAGCACUCUACUGCAUUGCUGGAGACAACCUGGGCUCUCAUUGUAUUGGGGGUUUUACAGAAAAUUUUAGUUCAUCAGUGUACUUAUGCAGAUAUUGUCUGUUAACUCGAACUGAGUUUCAGGGUGCUGAUCCAGCAGUGUGUGGACCUCAGCGGACCCCAGAAAUGUAUAGAUCUGCCACUGAACAGCUGGAACGAGAAGAUGUGUCAGAAGUUCAGGGGAUAAAGUUCAGAUAUGGCUGAAUCGCAGGUGCUUACCUUAAAGAACAUAGGGGAUGCAAUUGCAGGAGUGCUUCCGGACCUUCCUGAUCAACUUCUCAAGUCAGUAGAAGAUACUUUGAAAACACUUGGUGCAGAAACCACACAUGACUUGAAGUACAUUACUGAAAAUGACUUGCUGCCAGUGCUCAAGCCCAUACAAGCCAGAAGACUAGUGGC
This is a messenger RNA of Nothobranchius furzeri (turquoise killifish), 2815 nucleotides long. NCBI's taxonomy places the organism in Eukaryota, Metazoa, Chordata, Actinopteri, Cyprinodontiformes, Nothobranchiidae. The record is from RefSeq and is a predicted model, not a curated record.